UUUUAUGUCAUGUCAGUCUGUCAGUUAGGACCUUACAAUACGUAUAGGUUACGAAACAAAACAAAAUGCGAAUAUUUAGUUAUUUAUCGAAAAAAGUCGGUGAUCUUACUGUAAAAUACUCCAAUCUUCCCGAAUCUUAUAUCAAGCGGAGUUAUGAACAGGUGUAUUGGAAGAAUCCUGUUGGGUACCCACAGUAUCCUAAGGCUCAAAUAGCUCGAAAGAAGUUUCGUUUCACCACCAACAGGCCUUGGACAGGCCAAUUUCAGCAGCAAAAUGAUAUAAAUAUUCAUCGAAAGAAGGUGUUUUUAGAACCAAUAGGAGAAUGGUCAUUUUUCAGAGGUGACCGUGUGGAGGUGAUGGUGGGCAAAGACAAGGGCAAGCAGGGCAUUGUAUCACAGGUCAUACAGGAGAGGAAUUGGGUGUUUGUUGAGGGCCUCAACACUCAUCUUAGACGGGUGGGCAAAGACAAGAACUUCCCCGGAGUAACAAUACAGUCUGAAGCCCCGUUGCUAGUCACUACCGGGGUCAAGCUAGUCGACCCGGAGACCCUCAAGCCAACGGAGAUUGAGUGGAGGUUCACUGAGGAAGGAGACAAGGUCCGCGUGUCUCUAGCCAGCAGCCGCAUCAUCCCGAUCCCGAAGUCAGCAGAGGAAACCAUAGACUACAAGAGCAAGUCGUUAUAUGUUGAGAACGCAGAGAAGGAUACCAAGGCUGACGCUGCUACUAGGAUAACAUUUGACCCCAAACUCCGCACCUUCGAGAUGGAUAUUAUGGAAUCUAUGGGCAUCAAGGAAGACAGAGUACCAGUGAAAUCUUAUUGGUACUAAAAAUUAGUUUAAAAUGUAUUAAGAAAUAAAUAGUUAAUUUGUCUUUG
Messenger RNA from Plodia interpunctella (Indianmeal moth), 874 nucleotides. It is a transcript of the gene mRpL24, whose product is annotated as mitochondrial ribosomal protein L24. Gene Ontology annotation, cellular component: mitochondrion; ribosome. The transcript is spliced from 6 exons. Lineage: Eukaryota; Metazoa; Arthropoda; Insecta; Lepidoptera; Pyralidae. Gene Ontology annotation, biological process: translation. The record is from RefSeq and is a predicted model, not a curated record. Bases 66 to 827 code for a protein of 253 amino acids. Gene Ontology annotation, molecular function: RNA binding; structural constituent of ribosome.